AUGGUGCGAACUCCAAAUGGAAAACUCUUUAAUCGACCAAUCGACUUAUUUUAUCCACUGGAAGUAAGUGAAGAGGGCAAUGAAGAAGCCCGAAUAACAACAGCGGCAAAGGAUAAACUAGAGGAACCAAUUGCUCUCCGAACAGGAGAGGCACAAAGAAGAUUAUUUAACCAGGUAGUAAAAGAAAAAGAAACUAAAACUAUUACUUACUAUUUUUCACCAAUUCUACCUAUAAUCUCGACUUAA
Molecule: messenger RNA, 246 nt
Organism: Dracunculus medinensis (Guinea worm)
Lineage: Eukaryota; Metazoa; Nematoda; Chromadorea; Rhabditida; Dracunculidae
Source: the annotation of a GenBank genome assembly